Molecule: messenger RNA, 416 nt
Organism: Teleopsis dalmanni
Lineage: Eukaryota; Metazoa; Arthropoda; Insecta; Diptera; Diopsidae
Exons: 3
Coding region: 57-416 (119 amino acids)
Source: RefSeq, a predicted model, not a curated record
AAACUUUAUAUUUCGUUUCACAUUUAUAACUAAAGAAAAAAUUAAAUCUUUUUAAAAUGUAUAAACGAUACAUUGAGCCCGUUAUGGAAACAGCACAAGAAAUUGUUCUGCCUUCUACUGCAGAUGUCUCUGACGAAAAAUCGCAGCCUAAAAAAAAGGAUGUGAGGGACUAUCCUAACUAUGUUAUACCGCCUUAUACUAUCACUCCAUUGAUGUCAUUCAACGAUGAUAUUGUAAAUAUGCGUUUGUCCUUAAGACGUAAUGCACUUCUCUCAGAACAUUGGAAUGCAUACCUGUGUACAAAACCACCACCAACUGCACGUUUUCAGCUGUACAGAGAGAUCCUAAAUAAGAGCAGAAAUCCCCUACCUCGUAGAUUUUCAUCUUGGAAACUCGAGUACAAAUCUCAGCUGUAA